AUGCCUGCCAAUGCCUGCCAACGCCUGCAGUCCCGUGCAGCUAUUUUGGGCGCCGACAAGACUGCUGGGUCACGUCUCUGCUCCACCUACACACCAGCGUCUGCCAUCUCCCGCACCGGCGCAUCCGCUUCGUCCACCACAUCCACCACCUCCACCACACUCACCACACUCACCACACUCACCACACUCACCACACUCACCACACUCACCACACUCACCACACUCACCACACUCACCACACUCACCACACUCACCACACUCACCACACUCACCACACUCACCACACUCACCACACUCACCACACUCACCACACUCACCACACUCACCACACUCACCACACUCACCACACUCACCACACUCACCACACUCACCACACUCACCACACUCACCACACUCACCACACUCACCACACUCACCACACUCACCACACUCACCACACUCACCACACUCACCACACUCACCACACUCACCACACUCACCACACUCACCACACUCACCACCAUGAUGCGCCAGGCGUGGCUCUUCGCCGCCCUCUUCGCCCUCGUCGCCAUGGCGUCGGCCUUCAACCUCGAGGGCCUGCACAUCGACGGCAUCAACGAGUACCUGCACCACAACGAGAAGCGACAGGCCUCAGGCACCGGUGCGAGCUCCACCCCCGCCGCCUCGUCGGCUGCACCAGCUUCCUCAUCCGCCGCUCCCCCCACCUCGUCAGCAGCACCGCCAGCAUCCAGCGCCGCACCGCCCGCCUCGUCUGCUGCCCCCGCUCCUACCUCGGACGAGCCUGCGACAUCAGACGCGCCCGCCCCGACCUCGGCCGCUGCCACCAGCAACAACAACAACGACAACACCAACGGCGGUGGCUCCUCGGCUGCCCCGACGUCGACUGCCCCUGUCCCCUCGAGCGAGACACAGGCCGCUGGCUCAGCCACACGCACUUCGGCAGCAGCUUCGUCGUCCGUCAGGACCACGCCCCUCGUCCGCACCACGCCCCUCGUCGCCACCUCGGUCCAGAUCUACACCACCAUCUACAGCACCGUCAUCAACGGCCAGGCUUCCCAGGUCACCUCGACUGGCUCCAGCACCCAUGUCACUACCACCGGCGAGGCCCUCGUCACCGACCCGCCCACCGCCAACGGCUCUUCCACCGGCGGCAGCAGCGGUCUGAGCGACAGCAACAAGAAGGUCAUUGGUGGUGUUGUCGGCGGUGUCGGUGGUGCUCUCCUCCUCGGUGGCAUCGCCCUCGUUUUCUGGCGCAUGAAGAAGCGCCAGUCCCGCGUCACCGAGGACGACGAUGACCUCAUGGCCGGCACCGGCGCUGCCCUCGGCGACAAGCCUGCCAACACGGGCGCCUCGCCCUUCCAGUCGAACCUCGAGCAGUACCACAACCCUGGCGGACGUCCAAACGCAGCAGCCAACUUCUAG
Molecule: messenger RNA, 1422 nt
Organism: Ascochyta rabiei
Lineage: Eukaryota; Fungi; Ascomycota; Dothideomycetes; Pleosporales; Didymellaceae
Exons: 2
Coding region: 1-1422 (473 amino acids)
Source: RefSeq, a predicted model, not a curated record